UUCUUGCUGACUACUAAAAAUCAACUGAAUAGAAGACCUCAAGACCCGUAAUCGAAGCCAUCAAAUCUACUGUGACCAAGGGAACUAUGAGCACCCGUCCCCAGAAGGACAUGAGUGACACUCACACCCGGCCUCUCCUGGCAGAGCCACUGUCCAGCAGAUACAAACUCUAUGAGUCGGACUUCUCCAGCCCAAGCUGGCCCUCGAGCCCCCAGGACACACACCCGGCCCUGCCCCUCCUAGAGAUGCCUGAGGAGAAGGAUCUUCGGCCAUCCAAUGAAGAGAGUCACAUUGUGAAAAUUGAAAAACCCAGUGACAGGAGUAAGAGGCGAGAGAGCGAGGCAGCCCAUCGGGGCUCUGCCGGCAGAGGGGGCAUCAGCCUCUUCCGAGCAGUAGGCUACCUGACCGGGGAGAUGAAGGAGUACAAGGCCUGGCUGAAAGAUAAGCCCAUGGUUCUCCAGUUCACAGACUGGGUGUUGCGGGGGACGGCCCAGGUGAUGUUUGUCAACAACCCUCUCAGCGGACUCCUCAUCUUCAUCGGGCUCAUGAUCCAGAAUCCUUGGUGGGCAAUUGCUGGAGGCCUUGGGGCAGUGGUCUCCACUUUAACUGCUCUGGCCUUGAGUCAGGACAGGUCAGCCAUCACCUCAGGACUGCACGGAUACAACGGCAUGCUGGUGGGACUGCUGAUGGUCGUGUUCUCCGAGAAGUAUGACUACUACUGGUGGCUUCUGCUUCCUGUGACCUUCACAGCCAUGGCCUGCCCUGUCCUCUCCAGCGCCUUGAAUUCCAUCUUCAGCAAAUGGGACCUUCCGGUCUUCACGCUGCCCUUCAACGUUGCCCUCACCCUGUACCUGGCAGCCACCGGCCACUACAACCUCUUCUUCCCCACCUCACUGGUGGAACCUGUGUCCUCCGUGCCCAACAUCACCUGGACGGAACUAGAGAUGCCCUUGCUGCUACAAGCCAUCCCCGUGGGGGUCGGCCAGGUGUACGGCUGUGACAACCCCUGGACAGGCGGCAUGAUCCUGGUGGCACUGUUCAUCUGCUCGCCUCUCAUCUGCCUACACGCUGCCAUUGGCUCUAUCGUGGGCAUGCUGGCAGCCCUGACAGUGGCCACACCCUUCGAGACCAUCUACAUGGGCCUCUGGAGCUACAACUGUGUCCUAUCCUGCAUCGCCAUUGGGGGCAUGUUCUACGCCCUGACCUGGCAGACCCACCUGCUGGCCAUCAUCUGUGCCCUGUUCUGCGCAUACCUGGGAGCAGCGCUAGCCAACAUAAUGUCGGUGAUUGGCGUGCCCCCAGGCACCUGGCCCUUCUGCCUCUCCACCCUUGUCUUCCUGCUCCUAACAACCAACAACCCCGCCAUCUACAGGCUGCCUCUAAGCAACGUCACCUACCCUGAGGCCAACCGCAUCUACUACCUGACAUUGAGAAGCAGUGAGGAAGAGAAGUCUCCCAGCGGUGGCCGGGCACAGCCAGCAGCAGGGAGCCCCAAAUCUGAUGAGGGCUCAGAGGCCGUGCUCCCCAAGCCCAGGAGUGUGUUUCACAUUGAGUCGUCCAUCCGGCGCAGGAGCAAAGUGUUUGGAAAAGGUGAGCAGCCAGAGAGACAAGCCAAAGACCCGUAUCCCUACCAGUACCGGAAGCCCACGGUGGAGCUGCUGGACCUGGACAGCAUGGAGGAGAGCUCAGAGAUAAAGGUGGAAAGCAACGUGCCCAAGUCCUCCUGGAUCCAGAGCUCCCUGGCUGCCAGCGCCAAGAGGCUCAGCAAAGCACUAGGCUACGUCUCGGGAGAGAUGAAGGAGUGCGCGGAGAUUCUCAAAGACAAGUCCCCUGUGUUCCAGUUCCUGGACUGGGUGCUCCGGGGCACCUCUCAGGUGAUGUUUGUCAACAACCCCCUGAGCGGCAUCCUCAUCGUGCUGGGCCUCUUCCUCCAGAACCCCUGGUGGGCCAUCUCAGGCUGCCUGGGCACCAUGGUGUCCACGCUCACAGCCCUGGUCCUCAGCCAGGACAGGUCAGCCAUCAUGGCUGGGCUUCAUGGCUACAACGGAGUGCUGGUGGGGCUGCUGAUGGCCGUGUUCUCAGACAAAGGUGACUAUUACUGGUGGCUUCUGCUCCCUGUCAGCGUCAUGUCCAUGUCUUGCCCCGUCCUCUCCAGUGCCCUGGGCACCAUCUUCAGCAAAUGGGAUCUCCCAGUCUUCACGCUGCCCUUCAACAUUGCAGUGACCCUGUACCUGGCAGCCACCGGCCACUACAACCUCUUCUUCCCCAGUGUGCUGCUGCGGCCCGCGUCCUCUGUGCCCAACAUUACCUGGUCAGAGGUGCAGGUGCCCCUGCUUUUGCGAGCCGUCCCCGUGGGGAUCGGUCAGGUGUACGGCUGCGAUAACCCCUGGACUGGAGGCAUUUUCCUGGUAGCGCUGUUCAUCUCCUCGCCGCUCAUCUGCCUGCACGCUGCCAUCGGUUCUACCAUAGGGAUGCUGGCAGCUCUCACAAUCGCCACACCUCUGGACCCCAUCUAUUUCGGCCUGUGCGGCUACAACAGCACACUGGCCUGCAUCGCCAUCGGGGGCAUGUUCUACGUCCUCACCUGGCAGGCCCACCUCCUCGCCAUCGCCUGUGCACUGUUUGCAGCUUACCUGGGUGCUGCCUUAGCAAACACCUUAUCUGUGUUUGGAUUGCCACCCUGCACCUGGCCCUUCUGCCUCUCGGCUCUCACCUUCCUGCUCCUGACGACCAACAACCCCGCCCUCUACAGGCUGCCCCUCAGCAAGGUCACCUACCCUGAGGCCAAUCGCAUCUACCAUCUGUCCCAGGAGAAAAACAGAAGACCAUCCACCAUAACGAAAUACCAAGCUUACGAUGUCUCUUAAGCUGCCUUCUCUAAGACUCAUUGCUGCAGGCGCGGUCAGUCUUCACGGCAGGUUGCCAGUACCCCCGGGUGCAGGCCACUUAGUCCCUUCUUUCUGGGGUGUGAUUCUCCCCCUUAUAACCCAAGUGUCCCGCAGCAGGAAUCUCUCUGCUCUAAGAUCACAACACAUACCCAAAGAAUGUGACUAGUUUAGACUUUUGCAUCACAACUUUCUAAGAGCUCACUCUGAGAAAGUGAGUCUUGACCUCUUCUGCAAAAGAAGCCACAUCCCUAGAGAAAACUUAGCAAAAGGGGAGAGAGGUUGUUGACAAGGUCAUCCAACUCAGUCAUUCAGUGGAAUGAAGAUAAACCCAAGAGGUGAACCCCGAUCUACCACUGGUGAACCCCUACCCUCUCUGGUGAGACCAUGGUCACCCCCGCUUCCAGCCUCCAUUUCUUAGUGGUUUCAUGACAGCUUUAUGGCACCACCCCCACCCCAAGUGUUGAUUCUUCUCUCUGUAUAAACUGAUGAAAUGGGCAUAACCACAAUGGGUCUUUUCAGUUUCUGAAAGUAUCAAAGAGUUACCAGGAGAUGAGACAAGAGAAUUGUUUUGUUUGGGGAAGAUUUAUUCUUAAGUCAUGAAAAUGUAUUCUGCAGACUUAAGGUUAGGAGUAGAGAUUCACUGAAAACGUCAAUGUGAUUUUCUUCUUUCAUAUAACAAAGGCAUUUCUGGAAAUAUCUUAAGAUUAAGUUGAUCAUUUUCAGCACUCAGAUCAUGUAUUAAACCAAUCAUUUCCUUUUUAAUAUUCACAAACAUACUCUCAUUAAACUAUUAAAUGUGCAA
This is a messenger RNA of Erinaceus europaeus (western European hedgehog), 3690 nucleotides long. RefSeq names its product solute carrier family 14 member 2 (gene SLC14A2). NCBI's taxonomy places the organism in Eukaryota, Metazoa, Chordata, Mammalia, Eulipotyphla, Erinaceidae. The coding region runs from base 87 to 2867 and encodes 926 amino acids. Gene Ontology annotation, biological process: urea transmembrane transport. The transcript has 20 exons. Gene Ontology annotation, cellular component: membrane. The record is from RefSeq and is a predicted model, not a curated record. Gene Ontology annotation, molecular function: urea transmembrane transporter activity.